AUGAGAAGCCCCUCUAAUGUCAAGGAAGUUCUGCAACUAACGGUUUUCUUAGCCGCCCUUUCUCGUUUUCUUAUUUGUGCAUGUGACAAGUGUUUCUACUAUUUCACCACACUAAAGAAGAAUGACAGGUUUGAGUGGACAGUCGAAUGUGGGCAGGAAUUCUCUAGGUUGAAGGCUUUCUUAGUGUUACCGCCUAUUUUGACGCCCCCAACAACAUGUUCUCUAUUAUAUCUAUACUUGUUUCUUAUUUGUCAAGUGUUAAGCUUACUACUAGUCCAGGAAAUAGAUAAGGUAGACAGGCUUGUCUAUUUCAUAAUCAAGGUGUUUAAGGGAUGCAGAGGUCCACUAUCAAAAGAUAGAAAGACUCACAUUUACAAUAGUGGAAACUACAAGAAAUCUAAGGACUAA
This is a messenger RNA of Vicia villosa (hairy vetch), 408 nucleotides long. RefSeq lists its product as uncharacterized. The transcript has a single exon. The coding region runs from base 1 to 408 and encodes 135 amino acids. NCBI's taxonomy places the organism in Eukaryota, Viridiplantae, Streptophyta, Magnoliopsida, Fabales, Fabaceae. The record is from RefSeq and is a predicted model, not a curated record.